AUGAAGAUGAUAUUAAAUAAUAACGAUUCAAACAAAUCAUCUUUCUAUGAAUCUGAAGAGAACUUAUCUACACAAAAUGAAGAGUUAACUGUGAUGAAUUGUGAUCAGAGAAUACGGAAAAACUUCGUCAAUAUUUCGAAAUAUGAUAAACGUGUGAUUGUGUUCUCUAUUAUACUGAUUAUAAUUGCAAUAAUUAUCGUCAUAGUCCCACACUUCUUUGGAGCACAUUAUUUACGUCCGGCUACUCAUAUUACAGUAACUACGCUGUUUUGCAUGUUAGCCAUUGUCAGUGGAUAUGUCAUUGGAACGUUUACAAGUUUGAGAGGAAAAUUGGUUGCUGCUUUAAUAAGUCUUUUAAUUUAUGGAAUAUUUUGUUCUGUUUGUGUGUCUAUUUUCUUUGAAUAUGCUUCACUUGUGCAAGUUAUCCAUGCUUGGAUUACAACUGUUGUCCUUUGUGGAUGUGGAGUCACUCUGGGAGUAUUGAUAACGAAAGAUUUGACUGAGAAAUUGGACGCCAUUUUGGUAGUAUGUGUUGUGAUUUUCGUACUAACAAGCAUUGUCGUCGUUGUACUAAUUUUUUUCAAAAAAACUGUGGCCAUCUUUAUUAUCUCGGCAAUAGGAAUGUUUAUAGAACUGUUUCUGGCGACAGUUAUACUUGGACAAAUGGUUUUCAAAUCUGGUCAAUUACAUAUUCGUGAUGAUUGGUCUAUGGGUGUGUUGAUCAUGUUUACACUAGUUAUCACUACGUUUGUAAUAGCACAGGUACUGAGCACAUGA
This is a messenger RNA of Trichobilharzia regenti, 777 nucleotides long. Lineage: Eukaryota; Metazoa; Platyhelminthes; Trematoda; Strigeidida; Schistosomatidae. The record is from the annotation of a GenBank genome assembly.